UGGGGUCACGGGGAAAUGUGGAUCCCAGAGGAAUUGUUGUCACAGGGAUGUGUGACCCCCAGGAUGUGUGGGGACACCCUGGGACAGAGCGGUCACAGGGAAAUGUGGAUCCCAGAGGAAUUGUCGCAGCGAUGUGUGACUCCUGCAGGAGGCGGGGGUGGGGAGCUGGGCUCACAGGGGUGUGAGACCCCCGUGCCGUGCAAUCUGCACCACGGGGCUCACCCUGGGCCCCCAAACCUGAAGUGGGGCGCUCAUUACCCGCCACCCUUGGGGUGCUCCCCCCCGCACCGGCCCCGGUGCCCUCCCGGUGCCCGCGGCAGGUCCCGCCGGUGCAGCCGGCGCCGCUCCCCCCGCUCGGAGCCGGAUCCCCGCCGCCCCUCCCCGGUAGUGCGUCCCGCCCCGCCCCGCUCCGCUCCGCUCCGCCGCGGGCAGCGCCGGCCCCGCCGCGCUCCCGGUGUCCGGCAUGGCCCUGUCGGUGCUCGCCGGUAUCUGCCUGGCCGCCACCCUCGCCAUGUUCGCCACCGGCCUGUCUGACCUGCGCCAGAUGUUGGCAACCAAGAGUGUGGAGAACAUCCAGUUCCUGCCCUUCCUCACCACCGAUGCCAACAACCUGAGCUGGCUGGGCUAUGGCUGCCUGAAGGGGGACGGGACAGUGAUCACCGUCAACGCCAUCGGGGCAGCUCUGCAGACCCUCUACAUCCUGGUGUAUCUGUACUACAGCCCUGUCAAGCGCCCCGUGCUGCUGCAGGUCCUGCUGCUCCUGGCUGUGGUGGUCACUGGCUGUGGCUACUUCACCAUCCUGGUUGACACAGGGACACGCCUGACACACCUGGGGCUCUUCUGCAGUGUCUUCACCAUCAGCAUGUACCUCUCACCGCUGGCUGACCUGGUCCCCAACGUGCCAGGGAUCGUCACCAGCCUCGUGCGGUUCUGGCUCUUCCAGCGGUACAGGCCAGAGCAGGACAAGCCCUACAGCGCCCUGCCCGCCUGAGGGGGCCCCUCAGGAGCACCCCAACUCUGGCCUGGGCUGGCCCCACCGCUGUCCCCUCGGCCACUCCCAGUGGGACACCAGGAAGGACCUCCUGCCUCCAGCCCUGCAUCCUUCAGCGAAGGCCCUGGAGCUCUCAGCGAAUCCUUUGGGGUACCACAAGCCCCUCAAACCCCAGGGUGGGAGGAAAGUUUUCCAUGCCUAUGGCCCUGCCUGGCAGCAGGAUUUUGAGGGGCAGGGCUUUUGAGUGGCUUCCAGGGGUCCACGUGUCACUUUUGUAUGGAUUCAAGUGCCUUUUAAUAAAUCACAGACUUCCCA
This is a messenger RNA of Pyrgilauda ruficollis (rufous-necked snowfinch), 1306 nucleotides long. It is a transcript of the gene SLC50A1, whose product is annotated as solute carrier family 50 member 1. Gene Ontology annotation, molecular function: sugar transmembrane transporter activity. Gene Ontology annotation, biological process: carbohydrate transport. Lineage: Eukaryota; Metazoa; Chordata; Aves; Passeriformes; Passeridae. Gene Ontology annotation, cellular component: membrane. The record is from RefSeq and is a predicted model, not a curated record. The transcript has 5 exons. Bases 464 to 991 code for a protein of 175 amino acids.